CGUUCUUUGCUUACAUAUCAAUCAAAUCCACAGCACAGACAAAUUUCAUUUUCCAGAAGAAGAAAAAAUGGGUACAGUUCCUACACCACAUUUUGUUAUCUUUCCUUUUAUGUCUCAUGGCCACACCAUUCCUCUUCUCCACCUCGCCACCCUUUUGCGCCACCGUUUCGUCGCCGUCACCGUUUUCACCACCCCUGCAAACGCCCCCUCCAUUCGUGAUUUUCUACAAGAUGAAACCAUCUCCGUUAUUGAGCUCCCUUUUCCUAAAGACGUAGAUGGUAUUCCUCCUGGUGUUGAAAAUACUGAGAAGCUUCCGUCCAUGUCUUCUUUCUAUCAAUUUGCGAGAGCUACUAAGCUGAUGCAGCCGCUCUUUGAGCAAGCUUUACUGGGUUUACAGCCAGCAACAUGUAUAAUAUCUGAUGCAUUUCUUGGAUGGACUCAACAAUCUGCUGAAAAUUUUGGUAUCCUGAGGUACUUUUUCUUUGGUAUGAGUAUUUUCGCCACGACCCUAUACCAAGUUCUUGGCAUAGAACGUCCUCAUGCCGAAGCUAUUCCAAACGUGACUUUUACAUUUUCAAGCUUUCCCUGGUUGAAGCUCACCAGAAAUGAUUUUGAGCCUCCUUUUGGAGAUCUUGAGCCCAAAGGUCCAGCCGUGGACUUUAUGUUAGAGCAAGCUGUUUCCCUAGCAAAGAGCCGUGGCAUGAUAACCAACAGCUUUUACGAACUGGAACCAAGAUUUGCAGACUAUUGGAACCAACACCUCGGACCAAAGUCCUGGUGUGUUGGGCCUCUUUGCCUAGCCAAGCAGCCCAUGACACCAAACAUAACACACCCCGACAACAAACAUGAAACAUGGAUGCAAUGGCUCAACAGUAAGUUAGCCGACAGACAACCUGUUCUGUACGUCGCAUUUGGUACUCAGGCAGAAAUUUCCGCCGAGCAAAUACAAGAAAUUGCUAGAGGACUAGAAUUAUCAAACACGAUUUUCUUAUGGGUGACAAGACCAAAAGUUUUGGAGAAUUUAAAAGGGUUUGAAGAGAGGGUAAAAGAUAGAGCAUUGAUAGUGAAAGAAUGGGUAGAUCAGAGUGAGGUGUUAAGACACAAAAGCAUCAAAGGAUUUUUGAGUCACUGUGGAUGGAAUUCUGUUUUAGAAAGUAUAUGUGCCAAAGUGCCGAUUUUGGCACUACCCCUUAUGGCUGAGCAGCAUUUAAAUGCAAAAUUUGUGGUUGAGGAAAUUGGUGUCGGACUACGGAUUAUGCCAAAGAAUGGAUCAACGAGGGGUUUUGUGGAAGCGGAAGAGGUUGAAAAAAUGGUGAGAGAGUUAAUGGAAGGUGAAAAGGGAGAAGGGGUGAGGAAGAAAGUGAAGGAAAUGGGAGAAAAUGCAUGGGAAGCUAUGAAAGAAGGUGGUUCAUCUUGGUCAACAUUAAGCCUCCUUAUUGAUGAUGCUUGCGGCGGAAAAUAAGUUUUAAUUGAUGUUUAAAAGCCAGCUUUGGGCAUAUUUGUGGUCAAUAAUAAGCUGUUUGCUUUAAUCAUGCUAUCAAAUAAGGAGUUUGUAGCUUAUUGAUGUUGUAUGCUGUGGUUAGCUUAUUGUUAAUGCUACAACAUAUAGGUGGGCUUGCAGCUAAGAGUCAUUUUGGGCACCUCUUGUGUAAAUCUUUCUCCUACUAUAUAUGAAAAUCUCGAUAUAAGGGUUCCAUCCUUCUA
This is a messenger RNA of Nicotiana attenuata, 1704 nucleotides long. Its product is annotated as UDP-glycosyltransferase 90A1-like. Gene Ontology annotation, molecular function: UDP-glycosyltransferase activity. The transcript is spliced from 2 exons. NCBI's taxonomy places the organism in Eukaryota, Viridiplantae, Streptophyta, Magnoliopsida, Solanales, Solanaceae. The record is from RefSeq and is a predicted model, not a curated record. Bases 68 to 1462 code for a protein of 464 amino acids.